CGGGGCGAGCUGGGGGCGGGUCCUGCGGCACCGCCCGGGAAGCUGCGCGAAGCUCGGCGCUGCCGCCACAUCCUCCGGAGCUCUGGGUCCAGGCGAGCCGAGUCGAGCCGGGCCAGGACCAAGCGGAGCGCUCCGACGGCACGAGCGAGCGGAACGCUGAGCCAUGGCGCACCAGACCGGCAUCCAUGCCACUGAAGAGCUAAAGGAAUUCUUUGCCAAGGCCCGGGCUGGCUCCAUCCGACUCAUCAAAGUUGUCAUUGAGGACGGCAGCCACACGAGCCACAGUGAAGAAGGAAUUUGGAGGUGGCCACAUCAAGGAUGAGCUCUUCGGGACAGUAAAGGACGACCUCUCCUUGGCUGGGUACCAGAAACAUCUCUCAUCCUGUGCCGCACCUGCCCCCCUGACUUCGGCUGAGAGAGAGCUUCAGCAGAUCCGAAUCAACGAGGUGAAGACUGAGAUCAGUGUGGAAAGCAAGCACCAGACCCUUCAGGGCCUGGCCUUCCCCCUGCAGCCCGAGGCCCAGCGGGCCCUCCAGCAACUCAAGCAGAAGACAGUCAACUAUAUCCAGAUGAAGCUGGACCUGGAACGGGAGACCAUCGAGCUGGUCCACACAGAGCCCACAAGUGUGGCCCAGCUGCCCUCACGGGUCCCCCGAGAUGCCGCCCGCUACCACUUCUUCCUGUAUAAGCAUACCCAUGAGGGUGACUCCCUUGAAUCUGUGGUGUUCAUCUACUCCAUGCCGGGGUACAAGUGCAGCAUUAAGGAGCGCAUGCUCUACUCCAGCUGCAAGAGCCGCCUCCUCGACUCCGUAGAGCAAGACUUCCAGCUGGAGAUAGCUAAGAAGGUUCUCUGUGGCGGGACUCUGCACCCCUUGUCUCUCCUAGUGCAAGCUGCAGUUCUGGCCGGGGCUCUGGCCCUGGGCACCCCGCCUGUCUUCCUGCCCUGUGAGCUGAAGUCCCGCGGCCAGGUAGACUGCAACUGGCUGUUCCUGAAAUCUGUGCCUCACUUUUCUGCAGCAGCGCCCCGUUCCAACGUCACCAGCCUUUCCUUGGUCUCCAACCGUAUCCACCACCUGCAUGACGCCGACUUUGUCUACUUUCCCAAUCUCAGGCAACUCAACCUCAAAUGGAACUGCCCGCCCCGCGGCCUCAGCCCUAUGCAUUUCCCCUGCCACAUGACCAUUGGGCACAACACCUUCCGCGCCAUGCGCGCCCUGGAAGACCUGAACCUGAGUUACAAUGGCAUCACCGCUGUACCCCCGCUGCCCAGCUCCCUAACGAACCUGAGCCUGAGCCACACCAACAUCCUGGUACUAGAUUCUGACAGCUUUGCUGGCCUGUACAACCUGCGCUUUCUCUUCAUGGAUGGGAACUGCUACUAUAAGAACCCUUGUGGUGGUAGGAUGGUGAAUGUGACCCCAGGGGCACUCCUGGGCCUGAGCAGGCUCACCCAUUUGUCACUCAAGUAUAACAACCUCACGAAGGUGCCCCGCCAACUGCCCCCCAGCCUGGAGUACCUACUGGUGUCCUAUAACCACAUUGACAAGCUGGCGCCUGAAGACCUCGCCAAUCUGACUUCCCUUCGGGUACUUGACGUGGGUGGGAACUGUCGCCGCUGCGACCAUGCCUUUAACCCCUGUGUAGAAUGCAGACCAGAGUCCCUCCAGCUGCACCCUGAGACCUUCCAUCACCUGAGCCACCUUGAAGGCCUGGUGCUGAAGGACAAUUCUCUCCACACGCUGAACUCCUCCUGGUUCCAAGGGCUAGUCAACCUUUCAGUGCUAGACCUAAGCGAGAACUUUCUCUAUGAGUGUAUUACCAACACCACGGCCUUUCAGAACCUGACAAGGCUGCGCAAGCUCGACCUGUCUUUCAAUUACUGCAAGAAAGUGUCAUUUGCCAAGCUCCACCUGGCAAGGUCCUUCGGGAGCCUGGUGUCACUGCAAGAGCUGAACCUGAAUGGCAUCUUCUUCCGCCUGCUCAACAAGACCACACUCAGGUGGCUGACCCACCUGCGCCACCUCCAUACUCUGCAUCUCCAGAUGAACUUCAUCAACCAGGUCCAGCUCAGCAUCUUUGGUACCUUCCCAAACCUUCACUUUGUGGACCUGUCAGAUAACCGCAUCAGUGGCUCUUUGAAAACGUCAGCAACCACCCUCAAAGGGGCAGACGGUGGGGAGCAAGAGAAUUUGUGGUCUGGGGUUCUCACCCCAGCCCUACUGAGCACCCCUAAGAACUUCAUGGUCAGGUGCAGGAACCUCAACUUUACUUUGGAUCUGUCUCGGAACAACCUGGUGGCAAUCCAGCCAGAGAUGUUUGCCAACCUCUCUCACCUCCAGUGCCUAAGCCUGAGCCACAACUGCAUUGCACAGGCUGUCAACGGCUCUCAGUUCCUGCCACUAACCAAUCUAAAGGUGCUCGACCUGUCCCAUAACAAGCUGGACUUGUACCAUGGGCGCUCGUUCACUGAACUCCCACAAUUGCAGGCCCUGGACUUGAGCUACAACAACCAACCCUUCAGCAUGCAGGGUAUUGGCCACAACUUUAGUUUUGUGACCCGUCUGCCCAAACUGCAAUACCUCAGCCUGGCACACAAUGACAUUCACAGCCGUGUGUCCUUACGACUUCACAGCACGUCACUGAAGAUCCUGGACUUCAGUGGCAAUGUUUUGGGCCUCAUGUGGGAUGUGGGGGACCUUUACUCAGAAUUCUUCCAAGGUCUCAGACACCUGCAGCAGCUGGACCUGUCUCAGAAUCACCUGCAUACCCUCCUGCCCAAGAACCUCAACAACCUUCCCAAGAGCCUGAGGAAUCUGAUUCUCAGGGACAAUUACCUGUCUUUCUUUAACUGGAGCAGUCUGGCCUUCCUGCCCAAGCUGGAAGUCCUGAACCUGGCAGGAAACCAACUAAAGGCCCUGGCCAACGGCACCCUGCCUAACGGCACCCAACUCCGAAAGCUGGAUGUCAGUAGCAAUAGUAUUGUCUCUGUGGUUCCAGCCUUCUUUGCUCUGGCAUUGGAGCUCAAGGAGGUCAACCUCAGCGACAACCUCCUCAAGACAGUGGAUCGCUCCUGGUUUGGGCCCAUAGUGGUGAACCUGACGAUGCUAGACGUGAGAAGCAACCCCCUGCACUGUGCCUGCGGGGCGGCCUUCGUGGACCUCCUGCUGGAGGUGCAGACCAAGGUGCCUGGCCUGCCCAACCAGGUAAGGUGUGGCAGUCCCGGCCAGUUGCAGGGCCGAAGUAUCUUCACGCAGGACCUGAGACUGUGCCUGGAUGAGGUCCUCUCCUGGGAUUGUUUUGGUCUUUCACUGUUGAUUGUGGCUGUGGGCAUAGCAGUGCCAUUACUACAACAUCUCUGCGGCUGGGACGUCUGGUACUGCUUCCAUCUGUGCCUGGCAUGGCUACCUUUGCUGGCCUGGGGCCGGCGCGGCGCCCAAGCCCUUCCCUACGAUGCCUUCAUAGUGUUCGAUAAGGCGCAGAGCGCGGUUGCCGACUGGGUGUAUAACGAGCUGCGGGUGCGGUUGGAGGAGCGGCGGGGGGGGCGCGGCCCGCGGCUGUGCCUGGAGGACCGAGAUUGGACGCUGUUUGUGCUGGCCCAAACGGACCGGGUCAGUGGCCUCUUGCGCACCAGCUUCCUGCUGGCUCAACAGCGCCUGCUGGAGGACCGCAAGGACGUGGUGGUGUUGGUGAUCCUGCGCCCCGAUGCCCACCGCUCCCGCUACGUGCGCCUACGCCAGCGCCUCUGCAGACAGAGCGUGCUCUUCUGGCCCCAGCAGCCCAGCGGUCAAGGCAGCUUCUGGGCCCAGCUGAGCACAGCCCUGACUAGGGACAACCGCCACUUCUAUAACCGGAACUUCUGCCGGGGACCCACAGCAGAAUAG
Molecule: messenger RNA, 3881 nt
Organism: Cricetulus griseus (Chinese hamster)
Lineage: Eukaryota; Metazoa; Chordata; Mammalia; Rodentia; Cricetidae
Source: RefSeq, a predicted model, not a curated record